This is a messenger RNA of Spirodela intermedia, 4185 nucleotides long. The record is from the annotation of a GenBank genome assembly. Lineage: Eukaryota; Viridiplantae; Streptophyta; Magnoliopsida; Alismatales; Araceae.
AUGGCCUUGGCAGCGGCGGCACCUCCUCUACCUCAUUUCGGUCGAGGGAGCGCUCCCAUGGCGACCGAGACUUCUGCGCCCUUUCCCCUAGGCCUCCGAUGUCAGGUACUUUGGUUGUCCAUUCGAUUAUGGUACUGUCUCAGAUGUAGAAACACCUUAUCCGUGUUUUUCAAGAUUUAGGGUUUGCUUUGUUGUUCUGCAGGCCACCAUAAACACUCGGUCAGCGGCGGAGGGAGCCACAAUCCCAUCUCUGAUGAAGCAGGACGGUCGGAAGACGAUGGCUUUAGGGCGUCCCGGUCGUUCGGACAUGCAGACGGCAGAAACUGGACUACUUUCAGAAGGGAUUAUCGUAGAUGUGCCCAACGUUCUUCAUGGGACCCCGGUUAUCUUUCCGGGCAGCAGGAUGAUUCUAUAGCGAGUGCUCAGAGGUCAGUCGCUGAUCCGCUAUCACAUCCGUCAUCUAAUCCCCUCCCUUUCAACGAUCAAAACAAAAACGCCGGUGACAGUGUGGAUGAUGGUUUGAGAACAGGCCUCGGGUAUGAUCGAGAACGUGACCAUUCCUUGGGUUCAUUCGACUGGAAGUCCCGGAAAUGGAGCCGUUCUGUCAGCUUUUCAUCUUCACCGAAGGUUUCCGUCCAUGGAUCAGAUGAGAGAAAACGUGAACUACAAUCUCCCAUCGGAAAGGAGAUGCUGGCAGGAACUCCAGCAGUGCCUCCUCUCCCUUUGGAUGAAGGCCUUCCUCAUAAGAAACAGAGGCUUGGAUGGGGACAAGGCCUAGCAAAAUAUGAGAAGAAGAAAUUUGAGGACCCAGAGGAUGGGAAGAACGUUUCAGUGCAUUGCAGCAGCAGUGCCAAGUCCAUCCUCGGUGAUUCCAGUCCGAAGAUUAUAGCUCUUCCCGAAUCUGUUUCUCCUGUAACACUAUCAUCUUCAGCUUGCAGCUCAUUCCAAGGUGAUUCACUGUCCUUAUUAUUUUCUCAUACUAACUGUAUCCACUUUAAUUAAGUUUUUUUAAAAUCGAUAUAUUUUUUUACAUUUCCGAUACUGAUGUAAAAAUCACGAAUAAUGCUAAUUUUUAGCUAAAUUUAUUUGCGCAAAGACUCUUGGAUUUAUUUUAUCCGACAAAUUGUUGACUUUAUUUGCGCAAGAACUAAGAGGGGACAAAGAUGUCAUUUUUGUCUAAAGAUUGAAACGAUUAACAUCAGGAAUUGAAGAAGGUAUGCAAGGACCAGAUAAACUGUCGUGCCUAAGCCAAUUGCUGCUCAAUUUAUCUGAACAAUUUUCAUUCAAUUGCGGACCCAAGAUGAAUUUUAGAAUGAAGUUGAGAUUUUUAUCUUCUAUUAUCCAGUACGCUUGUGAUAUUUUAGUCUCCAUCUUUUAGUGUUUAACUAGUAAUAGCUUUUUAGCUAAUCUCCAUGAAAUUUAUGAUUGAAAAGAUAUUAUUUUUGCUUCUGUAGAGUUAUUUUUCUACUUUGUUCUUUUCCGCACUUCUCUCAACUUGAAGAAUUACUUACUAUGUCAACAGCAACGAUUAGUUUACAUUUCAUGACGAUUCUAUCUGGUUUUGAGUUUUCGCGGGUGAUAAUUUUUUUUGGUCUCAUGUUGAGGUACCAUUUGAUCUCAUACUGUGGAUUUGUGGUCUGUAUCAGGCAUGGAGAUCAGGCAUUUCUCGAAGGAAGCAAGCGUUGAGGCGACAUGUAGUUUGUUUGCUUCUCCUGGCCACGUCUUUCAACACCUUCUGGAGAAAUUUUCUAUUAACUCGGAGAAUUUGGAUCUUGAUUCUCUCAGCGCCUUAAAGUCAGUGAUGGCGGAUUCGUUAUGCCUUGAGAAUUCGUGCUCUGUUGAUUCACAUUUCACAGGACAGCCGACUAUGAGUCAAUUGCUACUGCUGAAGCGUGCUAUUUCGAAGCAGCUGGAGAAAAUCGAGUCAGCAAUUGAUCUGUCUGAAAAUGAACGGAAGAAGCUAAACUUUGAAAGUGAAAGGAUCGAUCACUCUCCAAAGUCGUCAAAGAUGCAGGAUAAUGGUUUAACACAACAAUCGGGUGAACUUGUUGCUGAAGUCUCCAGUCAUUCGACUUCUAUGGUACCUUCACGCGAUACUUCACUGGGAUGGAAUGAUCUUCCUUUUGAGCAGAAAAAAGUUGCUAAAGAGCGUGAUAGCCGUGCCCCGGAUGCGGUUGAUUGUAAGCUUUUUCAUACAGAACUUGUAGAGAAAGAAGCCUCUGAGAACGACUCUCUGAGGGCAGCUGAUGUCGGAGGAGCUAGCUCUUUCACCUCUGAUGCCGACCAGCCUUCUGUUGUUAUUGUUAAUGCUCCAGCUUUGGGGAACAAAAAUGCUUCAAAGAAAUAUGACCAAGAGCAUUCUGACGCAGUUGCAUUGAUCAUGGACUGUAACAGAGAUUCUGCCAGAAGGGCAUCUGAACUUCUUCAUAGUGCAUCCUCAAAAAUUGUCACCAAUCCAUCUUUCUCUAAUAUAUGUGAAUCAAAGGAUGCCUUGCCAUUGCCAAACAAGCGGGCGGAGUUGUGCAUCAGACAGAAGCUUGCUAUCCGCAAGUGUUCCUUGAGAUUUAAAGAGAGGAUCCUGUCUCUCAAGUACAGGGCUCUCUGGCAUCUGUGGAAGGAAGAUCUGCAGUCACUUUCUAUGCGGAAGCAUUCCUCGAAAUCACAUAACAGACUUGAAUUAAAGUGCCAGCAAUCCCAGGGUGGUUCUAAAAAGAGUCGAUCUUCCCCGAGUGCAAGAUUUCCUUUAUCUGGUAUUUUUCAUCUCCUUUUUUUUUUCUCUCUCUCUAGACGAUCCAUUUCUUCAUAUCACUGUUUGAAAAGAUUAAGCUGAAGCGUGAGAUAACUUCUUGCGAAUACUUAAAAGAAAGUGUCUUCUUGUCACAUCCAUCUGGUGUCCGUUCGGAUCAUGAAAAUAAAAAGCCCAUGGUCUACUGUGUUGUUGCAGGCAACUCAGCUCCGGUUCCCGCCAUGGAAGCAUUGGAUUUUAUGGGCGGGGCCGCUGCCCUGCUCGCCAACUCCCGGCCGAAGAUCUACAGAGCCGAGCUGAGGAUGCCGGCAUUGAUACUGGACGAGGAUGACAGAAUCCGGUCACGGUUCAUGACGAGCAACGGGCGGGUGGAGGACCCGUGCUCCCUGGAGAAGGAGAGGACGAUGAUAAACCCAUGGUCCGCGGAGGAGCGGGAGACCUUCAUGCGGAUGCUCUCCCUCUUCGGGAAGGACUUCGCCAAGAUCGCGUCCUCCAUUGCCCACAAGACGACUGCCGACUGCGUCGAGUUCUAUUACAAGAAUCACAAGUCCGAGAGCUUCCGUGAGGUGAGGCGCAGCCUCUGCCUCAGAAAGCAGCAACAGCAGCAGCAGAAGGGGAUGACGGCGGCGGCGGCGCCGGCGAGGAGCUAUCUCUUGAUGUCGGGGAGGAGGUUGAAACCCGCGAGCGCCCUGGACAUGCUGGUGAUGCCGCCUAUGAGAGGGACGGGCCUCCAGCAGAAGCCCCGCCGUGGAGUGAGAAAGUCUACACCAGAAGAUGUAGCAGCAGCAGCAGCAACCAAGGACUACGAGGCCCUUGCGGCGGCAGCGGCGGCAGUGCCUCCCUCUUCGGAAGCGGUGAGCUCCUGCGUCACCACUUCGUUGGACACUGCGAGGAUGGACAGACAGGUCUUCGAUGAGGGGGCCUGCUCGGACGAAGGCUGCAGCGAGGCGGGCACCGCCGACUGGACCGAUGAGGAGAAGUGCCGCUUCGUCGCCGCUGUGAGCUGCUCCGGCAGGGACUUUGCUGGAAUUUCGCUCCGGGUGGGGACGAGGUCAGAGGAGCAGUGCAGGGUAUUCUUCUCCAAGGCCAGGAAGAGCCUCGGCCUGGACAGGCUGACCCCCCUGCCGCCACCGCCGCCGCCUCCGAUGGCGGGCGACCAGAGCGGCAACUCUGGCAGCGGCGGCGAGCCCGACGACGGAUGUGUCGUCGAGAUAGACUCUGCCCCCGCCGGCGGUGUGCCGCCUGGGCAAGAGAGAGGGGCUAUCCAGGAUGAGAGAGACUGGCACAAGGCUGGCGGCGAUCGGCGGCAGAAUGUUGAUAUCAAGCUGUUCGGUCAGAUCCUUCAGCGUCAACGGGUGCCGAUGAGAGGCGAUGGAACGCCGAGAGGGCCCGACGACGCUUUGUCGCAGUACAGCAGACCCAAGCCGGCGGACCGUUAG